Messenger RNA from Aspergillus alliaceus, 1371 nucleotides. Its product is annotated as MFS transporter. Bases 1 to 1371 code for a protein of 456 amino acids. Lineage: Eukaryota; Fungi; Ascomycota; Eurotiomycetes; Eurotiales; Aspergillaceae. Gene Ontology annotation, molecular function: transmembrane transporter activity. The record is from RefSeq and is a predicted model, not a curated record. The transcript is spliced from 6 exons. Gene Ontology annotation, biological process: transmembrane transport.
AUGCCAACAGCCCUGGUUGAACGCGCCGGUGUGCCAUAUCAAGACCGCGAGUACUGGGUUAGCGUUCUACUCAUGUGCGAAGCCGCCGUCGCCUGUGUAUGCUGCCCGAUCUUCGGCUACAUCGUCGAUGUCUCGUCCACCCGCCAAUUCCCCUACCUGCUCGGCCUGAUCCUCCUUGGCGCUUCCAUGAUCCUCCUCUCAAUCGCGCAUACAGUGGAGUUGUUCGUCAUCGCCAGAUUGCUGCAAGGCGGUGCGACGGCCAUGGUAGCUGUCGCGGGCCUAUCCCUCCUGACGGACUCCGUCGCGUUCGAUAAUCUCGGCCAGGUGAUCGGCUACCUAGGCUCAUCUAUCGCCAUGGGGUUCCUGCUCGGCCCAUUGCUAGGUGGACUCAUCUACGAUGCAGCGGGAUACCCGGCUGUGUUCAUAUUGGCGUUCGCCAUUGUCGGCGUGGAUCUAAUAAUGCGGAUUGCAGUGAUCGAGAAGAAGGUUGCUCGUCAGUGGCUUCAUGAGGACUCGGAGACGACACACUCAGGCACCAGCCCCCGUGGAUACAAUACUUUCAGCAACGCAGCACUACCACCGGGCUCUUACUCGCCCAUAUCGAAGAAGCCCGCUCUGUUUCUGAUCAUCCGUCAGCCGCGGGUCAUGAUCUCGUCAUGGGCUCUCCUUGUCCACGGACUCUUAUACUCCGCUUUCGACGCAACAAUUCCCGUAUUCGUUGAAUCCCACUUCAACUGGGGCCCCUUAGGAGCAGGCCUAUCAUUCCUCCCCUCAGCCAUAACCGCUCUCUUUGAGCCAUACUUCGGCCAUCUAUCAGACCGCUACGGCGCCCGCAGAAUAACAUUAAUCGGCUUCUCCUUCCUCAGUAUCCCCCUCGUCUGUCUCCGUUUCGUCGAACACCACACCACCGAGCACAUGGUCCUACUAAUCUCUCUCCUCACCUUAAUCGGCCUCCUCAUGAACCUAUGCGUGCCAGCCCUAUUCGUCGAAACCCAGCAGGUCCUCGACGGCAUGGAGCGUGAGCAGCCCGGCAUCUUCGGUAAAAAGGGCGCCGUGGCGCAGGCGUUCGGCGUGCAGACUAUGGCGCAGUUCCUGGGCCUGUUCCUGGGCCCGUUGUGGGGUGGGUUCAUUGAGUAUCGGUUCGGGUGGAAGAAUAUGUCCUGGACGCUGGCUUUGUUGGCCGGGUUGACUGCUAUUCCGAUGCUGUGGCUGAGUGAUGGGUGCGAGUCGGUGGUGGGGGAGGAUGAGGAGAGAGAAAGGUUGGAAUUGCUCAGCGAGAGAUUUGCCCAGUGCAGUGGCAGUGGCGGCGCCGCAAGCACGCUUCUUGCCACGGAGAGUAGUAUCUUGUGUGAGGUGCGGAAUCCGGGGUAG